Molecule: messenger RNA, 2444 nt
Organism: Ctenopharyngodon idella (grass carp)
Lineage: Eukaryota; Metazoa; Chordata; Actinopteri; Cypriniformes; Xenocyprididae
Gene: unc93a
Product: unc-93 homolog A
Exons: 8
Coding region: 88-1503 (471 amino acids)
Source: RefSeq, a predicted model, not a curated record
CCAAAUCAGUUUAGAAUCUGUUUUGUUUCAAUGGCACACAUUCACUAAAGAAAUUCCUUCCUCUUGAAGCAUUCAUAGGAUUUCAAAAUGAAAAAACUUAUGAGCCGAACCACCAAAAAUGUCCUUGUGGUUUCUUUUGGAUUUUUGUUCUUAUUCACAGCAUAUGGAGGGCUGCAGAGUUUACAGAGCAGUCUCAAUGCUGAGGAAGGAAUGGGCGUUAUAUCGCUCAGUGUCAUCUAUGGAGCCAUUAUUUUGUCCUCAAUGUUUCUGCCUCCAAUAAUGAUCAAAAAUCUGGGCUGUAAAUGGACUAUCGUCAUUUCUAUGGGUUGCUAUGUGGCAUAUUCCUUUGGAAACCUUGCGCCAGGCUGGGCAAGUCUGAUGACCACCUCUGCCAUUCUGGGUAUGGGAGGUUCACCGCUGUGGUCUGCAAAAUGCACCUAUCUCACAAUAAGUGGAAACAGGCAUAGCCAGAAAGCCAACAAGAAAGGCCAGGAUCUCAUAAACCAAUAUUUUGGCAUCUUUUUCUUCAUUUUUCAAUCUUCUGCGGUAUGGGGAAACCUUAUGUCAUCUCUCAUAUUUGGCCAGGACUCUAACAUAGCCGAAAUCCCUGAGGAGAACCUGAAGCUCUGUGGUGUGGCAGCAUGCCUUGACAAUUUCACCGCCGUUGGAAACACAACCCGUCCAGCAAAACACUUAGUGAACACACUACUAGGCUGCUACAUUGGUGUGGGGGUUCUGGCCAUGAUUUUUGUGGCAAUAUUCUUGGACGACAUAGACAGAGAUCUGGCCAGAGAAUUUCGGAAGACCAAGGGCAACGUAUCAUUUUGCAGCACCUUUCUGGCUACCUUCAAGCUCUUGAGAGAUCCCAGAUUGUUGUUGCUCAUCCCAUUGACCAUGUACAGUGGGUUCGAGCAAAGCUUCCUCUCUGGCGAAUACACAAAGAACUAUGUGACUUGUGCGUUAGGAAUACAUUACGUUGGCUUUGUGAUGAUCUGCUUCGGUGCUGCUAACUCUCUGUGCUCAUUUGCAUUUGGGAGACUGGCUGAAUACACUGGAAGAAUCGCCCUCUUUUGCUUGGCUGCACUGACAAACCUGGGCUGUUUUGUGGGUCUUUUGUACUGGGAGCCUCAUCCAGACCAGCUGCCUGUGUUCUUUGUGUUUCCGGCCCUCUGGGGAUUGGCAGACGCUGUGUGGCAAACACAAACCAAUGCACUUUAUGGCGUUCUCUUUGCUGAGAACAAAGAAGCUGCAUUUGCCAACUACCGCAUGUGGGAGUCACUUGGUUUUGUGAUAGCCUUUGCUUACAGCACAUUCAUCUGCCUGUCCACCAAGAUCUACAUUGCUUUGGCUGUUCUGGCCCUUACCAUGGUAACUUACCUUUACGUUGAGUACAACGAGUACAAGCAUCCAACUCCACCAGUGACUGACGACUACAGUAAACCAGAAAAGGCCGACCACACAGAAUUGAAUGAAAAAGACAUUAUUUCCCAGACAAAAUUGUAAAUUUUGGUUGUUAUCUCUGCCUCAGUAUGUAAAAUGUUGACUUUUCAGAGAUUAUUUUUACAGUAUUUUUAAGAAGUGUUGAAAAAGAUUCUGUUUUUGAUGUAGCAUAUAAAUAUUUUGAUAAAUCUUCUUUAUAACUGUACAAAGGCAAAUAAUUUUUUUUCAGUAUUUAAAUACUUUUUUCUUUUACCUUAUAUUUACAAUAAGUGCAACAGAUAUAAAUGCUCAUAAAUGUGAACACGUCAGGUUAACAUUUGGCACUCAAAGUGUUUGGUAGAUUAGGAGAUCAUAUAAAAAAUAACAACAUAAAGUAGGCUUGUUUCACUCAUUUUGGGAUUGAUGUCUAUAUUGAGUAAAUCAGCUGGGGGGGUUUUUCUCAAUAAAACAUGACUUUGAUCUUUGACACCAAGGUGAUGCCGGUGUAAUUCAAAGUCUGGUGUUGUAUCACAUGCCAAAUCUACAUGAAUGAAAAUCAUAGGGUAGGAUCCAGAUAAUAAAAUGUGUAAAUGAGAACAUAAAAAAUAAAUAAUGUAUAAAAUAAGAUAAUAAUCUUACUGUAACAUCAUAUAAUACAAUUUCCAGACAGAGCAUUAAUCCCUCAGUAUCACUGAAGUGACAAAAACAAGACAGAAUGUGUGUAAAAUUAGGAGUAAUAAAAUUUAUUUUACACAUGCACAAGAUUAUGAUUAUCAUGCAAGACAAUCUUUACAGCUUUUAUCAGCAAUGUUCUAAAGGGCAUUUCUGCAUAGAGGAUCUUCCUGAGAUACUUGUAUAGAUAGUCUGAGUGAGUCAUCAUGAAAAUGAAGAAUCAUUUGCAGAUUAAACUCUUCCUGAAGCUCAAAUGGUGUUUCAAAAUUUGUAUGCAUUAUAGCAUUGGCUAUUACUGUUAUUAAAGGCAGAAUGCUGAAAAUGAGAAGUGAAACAAUGUAACAAUGAAUCAA